Messenger RNA from Drosophila mauritiana, 257 nucleotides. RefSeq lists its product as uncharacterized. The transcript has a single exon. The record is from RefSeq and is a predicted model, not a curated record. Lineage: Eukaryota; Metazoa; Arthropoda; Insecta; Diptera; Drosophilidae. Bases 1 to 237 code for a protein of 78 amino acids.
AUGAAGUGCUUUAACUUAAUCGUGCUUUCGCUACUGCUGAUUUUGGCUCAAUUUUAUUCAGCAGCUGAUGGAUAUAGCCAUCGUCAUCCGGGCUUUGCCCAACGCUUGCAGAUCAAGCCAGGCUGCUUGCAGCUGCCUCAGCUAUACACCGAGGCUCCAACUCCAACGCCCACCAUUAUCUUUUCCUCGUUGGAAGAGGUAGAGAUGGCGGACAUCAGGAGAGUAGAAACAGAUUAAACAUCUUCUAGAGCAAAUUC